Messenger RNA from Plasmodium reichenowi, 3156 nucleotides. RefSeq lists its product as hypothetical. The transcript is spliced from 2 exons. NCBI's taxonomy places the organism in Eukaryota, Apicomplexa, Aconoidasida, Haemosporida, Plasmodiidae. The coding region runs from base 1 to 3156 and encodes 1051 amino acids. The record is from RefSeq and is a predicted model, not a curated record.
AUGGAAAAAAAGAAAUAUAGUGGAUUUUCUACAUCUUCUUCCUCUUCAAUAAAAGAGAAUUUAAAUUUUAAUAAAUCAUACUUAGACAUAAGUACCUAUAAUAAAUCUCCUUAUACUAAACAAAAUUCAAUUAAUAAUACAAAUGAAGUAUUUGAAUUCUUUACUCGUAUAACAAAUAAUCAAAAAGACUUAAACAAAAAAUAUGAACAAUUAUUUUCACUAAUCAAAAAGUUCGGUAAAGAAAUUAAAUAUUUACUAAGCAAAAAUGACGAACAUAAUAAAAUAUUAGUUGAUACAAAUGAACAUAUAAAAAAGGUCAAGACAAAAUUAGGUGAUUCUUCCUACAAACAAUAUGCAAAUAAUGAAAUAGACACUUCAGAAGACAAACAUAAUAUUGAUCUUAUAGCAAAAAUAAUAUUCCAGCUGCUUGAAGAACUCACAUAUUAUAAUAAAAAUACUAAGGAAUGCAAUAAAAAAAUUGAGGAAUUAAGAAAAAAUUUAGGAAAUAAAGAUGAUUAUAACAAACUUGAAAGAAAGUUAACACUUAAAAGUGAUGAACUUAAAAAAGAAAUGAUAAGUAAUAUGAGUUCAAUAAAAGAAAAAGAAGAUUUAAAAAUGAAAAUUAAAGAAGAUAGAAAUAUGUUUAGAAAAGAUAUGCAUAUGAUACACCAAGAAUUACUUUAUUUUAUUUUGAAAUUUUUAUUAAAAAAUAAGAAGAAAAAAAUUCAAAAAGAUUGUUUUCUCUUUUGGUUAAUUAUGGUAAAAAAUAAAAAAGAAGCAAGGAAUAAAAUUAUUAAAUCCUUUUGUAAAAAGCAAGAAGAAUUAUUAAAUUUUUCUAUAAAAAAAUUAAAAAGCAAUUCAUAUGAAAAAGAUGUAAUAUCUAAAGUUAUGUCCUUAAUAGAUAAAUAUAUAUAUGAUCCAAACAAAAUUAAUAAUAAUUCUCAUCAAAAUAGUGUGAAUAUAAGAAAUGAUAAAAAUUUUGGUCUCCCACCACAGUAUGUUAGUCGUAGCAAUAAUAAUAAUAAUAUGGAAAAGAAAAAUUUGUCUCUCCUUAAUUACAAUUAUCCUCUUGACAAUGAUUAUAACUACAAUAUGAAUGAAAACAAAAAUGCAAAUGAAAAUGAAAAUGAAAAUAACUAUGUGAAUAAUGAUAAUAAUAUAAACAAUGAUAAUAGCCUAAGUAAUUAUAAUGACAUGAGUACAAAUAAUAUUCUAGAUAAUAAAAAUGAUAUUAAUAAUGAUAAUAGUAUAAAUAAAAAUAAUUAUUAUAUGAGCAAUAAUAAUUAUACAGACUAUAACAACAACAUUAAUAAUAACAUUAAAAGUGGGAACCAUAAAACUAGUUAUAUUAAUGAUAGUAAUAAUAAUAAUUAUGACAGGUUAAAUUAUCGUAGUAAUGAAUAUAGUCAUUAUUCGAAGACCAAGAGAAGUGAAUCACACCAAAAUUAUGAAAAUGUUGGUAGCAAGAAAAACAGUAACAAUAAUAAUAAUAAUAAUAAUACAUAUGAUAGUAACAUAUAUAGUAAUAAUAAUAAUAAUAAUAAUAAUAUUAGUAAUAAUUCCAAUGAACCCAUGACAAAAAACAAUCUUCUAAAUAUUUUCGACUCCUCAAUAAAUAACUUGUCCAAAAAAAGAGACACAAGAAAAUUUUCUGAUGAUACAAACAUUGACCAUAAGUAUAAUACACAACAUUCUUCUUAUAUUCCUGAUCAGGUUGAAAGAAAUUACGAUAUUGAAAAUAUGUAUAAUAAAUUUGUACAAGAAAUGAAAGAAAAAGCAGAUAAAAAAAAUGUUGAUUUAUUACAUCAAACAAUAAAAAAGUUAAAUAAUAAAAUUAACGACAUUAGAAGUACACUAGAAAUGCAAAAGAAAAUAAAUAAAGAAUUAGGAAAAGGUAUUCCAUCUGAAAAAUUAUCACUAAAUUAUAAUAAAAACCGCACACCUAAUAGACAGGUGGAAACGGAAUAUAUUAAUUCAGUUGAAGAAAAUAAUGAUUCUAUAAACACUUUAUCAGAAAGAACAUUAAGCGAAUAUCUAUUAAAUAAAAAUACCUCAAAAAAUACAAGCUCAAAUAAUUAUUAUUCCGAUAAAAAACAAAAUGAUAAAAAAAAACAAGAAGAUUCAAAUAAAAAUAAUGAAUAUUAUAAUAGGAAGAAAAAAUCAGAUAUCUUAUUACAACCAAAAAAAACAUAUGAUUAUUUAGAUAAUAAAUGGGAUACAAAUAAUAAUAAAUAUUAUAAAAAUAAUUCGAUGGAUGCUUAUCAUACACAUAAUAGUACUCUCUACAACAAAAGAGAUUAUAAAAAAUACGAUGAAAGGAAAAAUGAACAAGACAACAAGAAAUAUAAUAACAAUGAUAAAAAAAUAAAUAAUAUAAAUGAUUAUAAUCAAAAAUAUGAAAAAAAAAAAUAUGACAGUGUAUAUGAAAAAAAAUAUGAUAGCGCAUAUGAAAAGAAAUAUGAUAGAUCAUAUGAUAAAAAAUAUGAUAGCUCAUAUGAAAAAAAAUAUGAUAGUUCAUAUGAAAAAAAAUAUGAUAGUGCAUAUGAAAAAAAAUUUGAUAGCACAUACGAAAAAAAAUAUGAUAGCGCAUAUGAAAAAAAAUAUGAUAGCGCAUAUGAAAAAAAAUAUGAUGGCGCAUACGAAAAAAAAUAUGAUGGCGCAUAUGAAAAAAAAUAUGAUGGCGCAUAUGAAAAAAAAUAUGAUGGCGCAUAUGAAAAAAAAUAUGAUGGCGCAUAUGAAAAAAAAUAUGAUGGCACAUACGAAAAGAAAAAUGAUCAUAGAUAUGCCAAAAAAUAUGAAAAUAAUAAUAUGAAUACCUAUGAUAGUAAUCAAAAUUAUCAGAAAGACUAUAAUAAUUGUAAUAAUAAAAAAUAUAGAAAACAUUUCAACGAUAGCAAUCUUGAUGAUUCUCCAUCUGAUAUUAAACUUAUAUUAAGAACAGGAGGAGGAUUCCGGAAAUUAAGUGAACAUGAUCAAAAGCAUUAUUUACAAAAAUUAAAUUAUUUAAAUGAUAAUAAUUUAUUAGGUUACGAAACAAAUUUAAAUAUUAAAAUUAAAGGACAUCCAUUCAUACAAAAUAUACCUAAUAAUAAUCAACAAACAUCCAAAAAGGAAAAAAGACACAGAUCACUUUCGAAAUUUUAUAAUAUGCAUUAA